This is a messenger RNA of Leptidea sinapis, 2036 nucleotides long. RefSeq lists its product as uncharacterized. Lineage: Eukaryota; Metazoa; Arthropoda; Insecta; Lepidoptera; Pieridae. Gene Ontology annotation, cellular component: transcription regulator complex; nucleus. The transcript has 3 exons. The record is from RefSeq and is a predicted model, not a curated record. Gene Ontology annotation, molecular function: DNA binding. Gene Ontology annotation, biological process: regulation of transcription by RNA polymerase II. Bases 67 to 798 code for a protein of 243 amino acids.
GAUCGUUGCGACACCGCGCAGCAGUCGACAGUCGCAGGUCGUCAUGAGUGUGCGUCUGCUGUCGCAAUGCUAAACCCGGUGCGAUUAAUCGGCGAGGUAAAGAAACGGCCAGGUUUGUACGAUUUGGAACGCCCGCUGGACCGACACGACAAGAUACUACUGUGGAAGGACGUAGGAGCGGCGUUGUUCCGCGACUGGGAGACAUACGAUCGCGCGGGGCAGUAUGAUAAGGUAUUACUUCUGCAGAAAAGAUGGCGUUCGUUACGAGACGCUUACAACAGAGAGUUGCGAGCCAGAAGGCUUGGCACGCGGAGGCACAGAAAGGUGUACAUAUACUUCAAGAAGAUGAGCUUCCUGGGCGGUUUUGACGGUGACAUCAGCAGCGAUACGGAUGAUGACGAGGUAGACCCUCGAGUAACUCACAUGGAAGCAGAAGACAUGAACAUGCCGAUUGAAGAACUUGACGACGUUUCGGAAGAAAUCGUCGCGGCGCCGAAAAAGAAGCGACGAGUUAAGAAAGAGAAGAAGAAGGAAGUAUUCGCUCCGACAGAAGAGGUAGAUCUGCCAAUGUUCCAGUUGGACUCGAACGAGAACGAUAGCGAUAAGCUAUUCCUGCUCUCGUUCCUGCCGGAGAUGAAGCAAUUGUCACUAGAUAUAAAGAUGUGGGUCAGAUCACAGAUUGCGAACGUUAUGCAGGAAGCUGUGUCGUGCCAUCUGACUAAUUCCACUCCAAACAGCAGUAUGAGAGAGAAUGGCAGAAUGUCUAUCAAAAGACAGAGAAACGAGAGUUUCGAUUGAAACUCUACGUAACUUAAACAACAUGUAAUCAUAUAAUUAUUAAGGAUACGAAUUUCUAUGUUUUAUUCGUAGGUCGUAGCUCUUUUGAUAUUGAAGAGAGUCAGAGACGGUGGCGCAACCAGUUGCCGCUACCAACAAAAUGUAGACAGCUAUAUAGGGAAGUUACUCAUAUGGUGUCCGUUUGGUUCCGCGACCAGCUCGGACGCGUCAUGACUCUGGUGUCUGUAUGGUGUCUAGUUUGGUAGGUUACGGACACCAAGAUGGCGAAAUUAUUGUGAUAGUGAGAUUGGUGGCAAAACUUUUCACGUUUGAAACUACCAUCGAAUACUUAUAUUGUUAUUCUUUUGUUGAUAGCUAUUUUUUUGUGUAAAUAAUACUGUAAGCCCCAUUCAAUUCCAUGAAACGGAAAUGAUUGUAAUAAGAGGUUAUAUUUUUGUUGUUACUCACUAACAUAGGUACCUAAGUUUGUAAGAACUGCAAGAUUAAGAAGAGGUAUUAUCGAUUUGUAUUCCAAUAUAAUUAAUAAUAAUUUAUAAAUCAUGCAAGGAUUAUAUUUAUGACUUGUUGUAAAUUGGAUAAUUGUUGCCUAGAUUUUUUUUUAUUCCACCAAGCAAUAAUAUGACUUCACGCACAGGUUUUUCAUAAGUACCUGUAUAUUGAGACGACGGGCGUAGUAGGGCGAAGUAGCUCGCCGCUAGUUCAGUUGUUAACACAUGAUCACUGCGUGAGAACAUAAAAACAUAUUGAACAAUACAAACAUAUAAACAUAUUUAUAACUAUAAUUCAGUCUAAAGGCGAAAAUAUUAUUUACUGUAAUAUUAUAAUGGACUGAUGUCAACUUAUCAUUUUAUAAAUACACUAGCCGACCCGACAGACAUUGUUCUGUACAAAAUAAAUACAGUACUGUUAUUUUAUGAAUUUGUCAAUAAUAUUUUAUUACAUCAAGAAUUAUUUCGUAAAAUAUGUUCCCUGUUGUUAUAAUGAAAUUGUUUCACAGCAGAACUGUCAAAUCGUGCCGGAAUAGAUAAAUUCUCUCAUAGAAAAUAUGUCCAUACAAAACAAAUACUGGAAAUAUAGAUAAUUAUUAAUCCCCAUAAAUCUGUUCAUUAGUUAAGGAGUUCACUGGAAACAAAAAUCAGGACACUGGAUUUAUAUAUAUUAAGAUUGUUAAACAUAUCAUUAAUUUGUGAGCAGAACUACUUUAUGUUUAAAUAUAUGUUGUUUGUUCCAUUAUAAAA